Molecule: messenger RNA, 2188 nt
Organism: Exophiala mesophila
Lineage: Eukaryota; Fungi; Ascomycota; Eurotiomycetes; Chaetothyriales; Herpotrichiellaceae
Exons: 2
Coding region: 261-1814 (517 amino acids)
Biological process (GO): fatty acid metabolic process
Molecular function (GO): medium-chain fatty acid-CoA ligase activity
Source: RefSeq, a predicted model, not a curated record
CAAUUGUGUACCAUAGUUUUCUCAAGAAGAUAGACAUUUCCAGUGGAUUUCUACAAGACACACCAAGACUGUACUCCGAGAAUCUAGGCUUGGCUGCGUCCAUUCUAUUGCCCAGAAUAUCACGUCAUUGUCUGUGAACUGUCUCGGUCGACCUUUUAAUCAUUCUUUUGACUUUUAUGAACCUCGUCGCGUUCACCUUCAAGCGUCUCUUCCCUUAGCACCCUGGAAGAUAGACCUACAUCACAUAAACAUUACCGAUUAUGGGAGCUGCUACGUUACCAUCGUCCAUCUCUGGCACUUCGUCAGCAACUGCCAUCAUCGUCCCUAGCAAGCCUAAUCCUCUGACCAUUUCCUACUCCCAACUAUCCUCGGACAUUACCGGGCUUCAAGGCCAACUCGCUCAACUCGGCAUUCAACACGGAGAUGCCGUAUCAAUAGCACUUCCCAAUACCUACGAGUUCAUUGUGUCCUUCCUCGCGACCUCCUACCAAAGAGCAAUUGCCGCUCCUCUGAAUCCAGCAUACAAGCAGGAUGAGUUCGAGUUUUACAUUGAAGAUCUGUCUUCGGCGAUAGUCAUUGUUCCUCAAGGCUCAUAUGCCAAAGUUGGACCUGCCGUCCGAGCAGCUCGAAGAUUCAAUGCUGCAAUUGCCGAACUCUACCUGAAGGGGUCCCAACUGGUGCUCGAUGUGAAAGAGAAGGGCAAGUUGGCUAAGAGACAGCCACAGGCGCUGGCUCGAGCUGAGCCGGAAGAUGUCGCUUUGGUCCUACACACCAGUGGAACUACGGGCAGACCAAAGGCCGUUCCUCUGACGCAUCGCAAUCUGACAAGGACCAUGGCCAACAUCAGAGACACUUACGAGUUGACUGCCCAGGAUCGAACUUAUUUGGUCAUGCCUCUGUUCCACGUCCACGGACUGUUGGCGGGCUUCCUUGCUCCUUUACUGGUCGGCGGCUCUGUCAUUGUCCCUGCCGCCUUUUCGGCUCGCGUAUUCUGGGAGGACUUUGUUACUCACAAAGCUAACUGGUACACGGCUGUCCCCACUAUCCAUCAAAUCCUACUCAAGAAUCCUCCCCCCAGUCCCAAACCGCAAAUCCGCUUUAUCAGAUCGUGUUCGUCUCCCCUGUCACCAAAGACGUUUCGAGAAUUAGAACAGACAUAUGGAGCCCCUGUGCUGGAAGCAUAUGCUAUGACAGAAGCCGCUCAUCAAAUGACGUCCAACCCUCUACCGCACAAAGGCAAACGCCAACCGGGCAGUGUUGGUAUCGGCCAGGGCGUGGAAAUUAAGAUACUGGAUGAUCAGGGUAACGAAGUGGCCCAAGGGGUCGAGGGCGAGAUCUCGAUCCGCGGGGAGAAUGUUACUAAAGGGUAUAUCAACAACGAAAAGGCCAACAAGGAAGCGUUCACGGCAUCUGGCUUUUUCCGGACAGGUGAUCAAGGCAAGAAAGAUCCCGAUGGAUAUGUCAUCAUCACGGGUAGAAUCAAGGAGUUGAUCAACCGUGGAGGGGAGAAGAUCAGUCCCAUCGAGCUGGACCAUGUGAUCGCAACCCACGCAGCAGUGUCAGAAGCAGUCAGCUUUGCCAUCCCCUCAGAGCUCUAUGGGCAAGAAGUCGGCGUGGCUGUUGUGCCCAAGCCCGGAAAGCAGGUGACAGAAGAGGAGAUUACUGCAUACGUGGGUGGGAAGACUGCCAGUUUCAAGAAACCCAGCAGAGUGUGGAUUCUAAAAGAGAUACCCAAGACGGCCACGGGCAAGAUCCAAAGAAGAAAAGUAGCAGACUCGUUACUCGCCAAGGACCGACCUAGAGCGAAGCUGUAGGCUACUGUGGCGUGGCAGUAUGCAUGUCGGUGUGUACAGGGCCUAGCUUUAGACAUGGAGAUGAUGGCCGAAUCUCGCCCGAAGCUAUGUAGAGGGCUUCGUGGUUGACCUAACUCUCACUCCACUGGGAAGUUUCUCGUGUACACAAAUGGGGCCUGGUGGAUGAACGUUUUGGCGAACUGUUCCGUGCCCACCUAUGUAUACAUCCCUACCUAUGGUACCUACAUGCAAGGCUGUGGACAGUGGAUGUCUAGGACCACUGUAGAGGGGGUUGAAGGCAGCUAUACCACAUGUUCACCACAUGUUUGCGACCUACAAGAUCACCUGGAGUAGUAGACUCCCAGCGCUUUCACUGGUUGAACUCUUGCCAAGAA